GGGCGGGACUUUUCGGAUGGUACACAGAGACGGGGGCUCGCGGGGAGAAGCGGCUGGAUUCACGUGACAGGCGGUGUGAGGAUGGCGGCCUGCGGGGGAGACGUGUGCUGUUGCUGCUGCUGUGGGGAGAGGGAGAGCCGCACCCCGGAGGAGCUGACUAUCCUGGGUGAAACCCGUGAGGAGGAUGAGGAGAUUCUUCCCCGGAAAGAUUAUGAGAGUUUGGAUUACGACCGCUGCAUUAAUGACCCGUAUCUGGAGGUUCUGGAAUGCAUCAACCGUAAGAAAGCCAAGCGGUAUGAGGCUGUUCGGUGGAUCAUGGUCUUUGCUAUUGGCGUGUGCACUGGACUGGUCGGGCUGUUUGUGGAUUACUUUGUGCGUCUCUUCUCUCAGUUCAAGUUCAGAGUGGUGCAGAGCUCUGUUGAGGAUUGCACGGAUCGAGGAUGUCUGGCCUUGUCUCUGCUGGAACUCCUGGGGUUCAACAUGACCUUUGCCUUCAUAGCCACACUCUUCGUCCUCAUCCAGCCUGUAGCGGCAGGAUCUGGGAUUCCUGAGAUUAAAUGUUACCUGAAUGGAGUAAAGGUCCCAGGCGUGGUCCGUCUCAGAACGCUCGUUUGCAAGGCUUUGGGGGUUUUGUUUGGUGUUUCUGGAGGCCUUUUCAUUGGGAAGGAGGGACCGAUGAUUCACAGCGGGGCUGUUGUCGGUGCCGGGCUUCCUCAAUUCCAGAGCAUUUCAUUCCAGAAGAUUCGCUUUGACUUUCCAUAUUUUCGCAGUGACAGGGACAAGAGGGACUUUGUUUCAGCUGGAGCCGCAGCAGGGGUGGCGGCGGCCUUCGGGGCUCCCAUUGGGGGUACACUGUUUAGUUUGGAGGAAGGGUCAUCUUUUUGGAAUCAGGGGCUGACAUGGAAAGUGCUUUUCUGCUCCAUGUCUGCAACAUUCACACUGAACUUUUUUCGCUCCGGAAUACAGUUUUCAAGCUGGGGCUCAUUCCAAGUUCCGGGGCUCCUAAACUUCGGGGAGUUUAAGUGCUCAGAUUCAGACAAGAAGUGUCACCUGUGGACUGUAUUGGACUUGGCCUUCUUUAUCAUCAUGGGGGUGGUUGGUGGAUUGCUGGGCGCCACGUUCAACUGUCUGAAUAAAAGACUGGCCAAGUAUCGCAUGAAGAAUGUCCACCCAAAGCCAAAGCUCAUCAGGGUCUGUGAGAGUCUGCUGAUCUCUCUGGUCACCACAGUCAUCGUCUUUGUGUCAUCGAUGGUUCUGGGGGAAUGCCGGAAACUUUCUCCUUCAACUGACUGGAACAACGGCACCAUGUCUACGCAGUUCUCAUCAGAUGACGUCAAUUCCAGCAUCAAGACCUUCUUCUGUCCCAACGAUACCUACAACGACAUGGCCACCCUCUUCUUCAACCCUCAGGAGUCGGCCAUCUUGCAGCUCUUCCAUCAAGAAGGCACUUUCAGCCCCGUCACUCUGUCUUUCUUCUGCUCUAUGUACUUCCUCUUGUCCUGCUGGACGUAUGGUGUUUCUGUGCCUAGUGGUCUGUUUGUGCCCUCCUUGCUCUGUGGAGCUGCCUUUGGUCGUUUGGUAGCUAACCUCCUGAAAAGUUACUUGGGAUUGACCCAUAUCUAUUCUGGAACCUUUGCCUUGAUUGGUGCCGCAGCUUUCCUCGGGGGCGUUGUCCGGAUGACCAUCAGCCUUACCGUCAUCCUCAUCGAAUCAACAAAUGAGAUCUCGUAUGGCCUUCCCAUAAUGAUCACACUCAUGGUUGCGAAAUGGACUGGUGAUCUCUUCAAUAAAGGAAUCUAUGACGUCCAUAUUGGACUGAGGGGUGUGCCUUUGCUGGAGUGGGAGACCGAAGAGGAAAUGGACAAGUUAAGAGCCAACGAUAUCAUGGAACCCAACCUCACCUACGUAUACCCUCACACCCGCAUCCAAUCCCUGGUCAGCAUUCUGCGCACUACCGCUCAUCACGCCUUCGCUGUAGUGACUGAGAACCGUGGAAAUGAAAAGGAGUUCAUGAAAGGAAACCAGUUGAUCAGCAACAACAUAAAGUUUAAAAAGUCCAGCAUCCUGACCAGAGCCGGUGAGCAGCGGAAGAGGAGUCAGUCUAUGAAGUCUUACCCAUCCAGUGAGCUGCGCAACAUGUGUGACGAUAACGUGGCCUCGGAAGAAGCCCCUGAAAAGGAGGACAUGCUGCAGCAGAUGUUGGAGAGAAGGUACACCCCUUACCCUAACCUGUAUCCUGACCAAUCUCCCAGCGAGGAGUGGACUAUGGAGGAGCGCUUCCGUCCAUUGACUUUUCAUGGCCUUAUCUUGCGCUCCCAGCUGGUGACGUUACUUGUCCGGGGUGUCUGCUACUCCGAAACACAAUCUAGCGCUAGCCAGCCCCGUCUAACCCAUGCAGAGAUGUUGGAAGAUUAUCCACGUUACCCCGACAUUCACGAUGUCAAUCUAACGCUCCUAAAUCCGCGGAUGUUAGUGGAUGUCACUCCUUACAUGAACCCAAGUCCUUUUACGGUGUCACCCAACACGCACGUCUCGCAGGUCUUUAACCUCUUCAGAACCAUGGGGCUCAGACAUCUCCCUGUGGUCAAUGCCAUAGGAGAGAUUGUUGGCAUAAUUACCCGACACAACUUAACGCAUGAAUUCCUCCAAGCCCGCCUCAGGCAGCACCAUAUGACCUCCUGAUCCAGCCUUCCCCUUAACCUUUGAACUCACCAAGGAGCUUAACCUUGGCAGUUUCCCUGAAAUAGACAAUUAAGCUUUCUAAGGCCUUGUAUUGGGGUUUUACCCGGCUAAAGAGGGAUUCCUGGAAAUGUCUCCAGCGCCGGCCGGCCCUCUCCUUUUUUCUAUCUCUGAGCUAAGGCUAUGCUUUCUUUACCGAUAUCUGCCGCUAUUUGACCUACGAAGAGGCCGCAUGAGAACAAAAGGACCAGUCAUACAACACAUAUGCUGUGUGUUGUAUGUAUGUACGUCUUAGUCCUACUAGUUUCUUGUCCAUCUGGAAGAGCCACUGGUAGGCUGUGUCUUUAAAGCCAAUACAGACUGUUUUUUUUUUUUUUUUAUUCAUAUAGUUAAAGUGAAGCUGCUGCCCUCCAUGGGAAUCCAUCCUGUGUUAUUUAUAAGAGCCCGUCCUCUAAAUUUCAGUCCGUUUACCUGUCACCUCUGAUGUUAAAGCUGAACUCCCAGCAGAAAUUUUAAAUCCGUAUUAGUAUUAUUAUUAUUAUUAUUAUUAUAAAUUUCAGCUUCUACCUUUUAACAAAUGCCAACAGGCAUUGAUGCCAUUUGUUAAAAGGUAGAAGCUGACAUUUAUAAUAAUACGGAUUUAACAUUUCUGCCGGGAGUUCAUCUUUGAAUGCAGCACUUACAGGGCUCAGUGUCCCGAAUAUCCUGUAUGUAAGACUAGUGGCUGCUGUGCCCACUUCUUAUCCCAGCCGCCUGUCAUGUAACAUUCCAAUAGUAGUUCAUUUUUAACCGUGACGGCAUAAUUACAUUGCCAAUGUAGUUUGAACAGUUAAGGCUCUGAAGUGUGACCCGUUUUUCAGAAAGCUUUUUCCAGGCAGUGAGAAGGUUGUAAUGUUGCUCAACCACCUCUGUGUACCGCAUGUGUAAAUUAUGCCUUCAAGCAUAUGAUUUUGGCACUUUAAUUAUUCUUCUUUCAAUGCCUGGGCUGGUUUUUCCCUUCAAAAGUGUUGACUUUGCAGACAAAGGUUUUUUGUUUUUUUUAAAGCCCUGAAAAAACUCAGAGAUAACGGAUUUGCAUUUUGGUGGAUUUCUGCUCUUCCUACAAAAUGGACAUCCUGGCUUUUUUUUUUUUAUUGUCUCUUUUAUCGUUUGUUAUUUGGGUGUAGAUUUGAAAGUGAGCCAUAGAAUUCCAUCUACUAAUGUGAAAAAAAAAAUGCUGCUUUUAUUUGAGGCCUGCAGAGUUCUACAUUAAUGUUGCGCGACAUCCAUCCCCAAAGAAAAGAGCUUUUGGACUUCCAGACAUUCAGUAAUUGGAUGACGCAGGAGGUUUGGUCUGAGUAGACAUUCAGUAAUUGGAUGACGCAGGAGGUUUGGUCUGAGUAGACAUUCAGUAAUUGGAUGACGCAGGAGGUUUGGUCUGAGUUUUUCAAAUUCAAACCAGAAUACUUUUUUGGCACCAGUGACAUUUAUACAGCGAUCAGUGCUAUAAAAAUUCACUGAUUACUGUAUAAAUGACACUGGCAGGGAAGAGGUUAACCCUAGGGGGGCAAUUAAGGGGUUAAGUGUUCCCUAGGGAGGUGUUUCUAACGGUGGGAGGGGAGUAGACUGACAGGGAAUACAGAGAGAUCGCUGUUCCUGAUCACUGGGAACAGACGAUCUCUCUGUACUCCCCUGACAGAACAGGGAUUUGCUAUGUUUACAUUGACAGAUCCCCGUUCUGCCUCUCUGUGGAUACAGUUGUCUCUGCGAUAGUGAAUUAGAAUCUCUUGCAGAAUUGAGCGGUAGUGGUUAGUGGGGAUAUUUGUCAUCAGACAGCAACGAUUCUGCUACUAAGCUCAGUGAUGUGCCAACUGGGUGCUCUAUUGACUAUGGUACGGAUCAGGCAGCGCCCCCAAGAUUCCCAUUUACUGGAGCAUCUGGUAUGGAAGUAGACAUUGAAGAGGGCAACCCCUUGGCAUGCUUACAAUUAUUUCUGACCGAUGAGAUUAUUGAAGACAUUUUUUACUGAGACAAACUGGUACAAAGAGCAACAAUUUGUAUAGGAAAUAGUGCUGCUCAAUAUAAAUACAAUUAAACUAAAGUGCAAAACACAGUUGUUAUACCAAUAACAAAUUAAUCAUGAAUGGUGCAUAAAUAAUGCAAAAAAAAAACAGUCCAAAAAGUGAAAGAUUCCAAAGGAAUAGGGUGACAACCACUCCAAAUCUUUACCGGUGACUUUAACUUUAAAUACUCUCACCUUAAGGUAUGGACCCCUGUUUUACCAGGCAGUCAUACCAGCAGAAAUCGAUAGACAGAUUGGAGCAAUAUGUGGAUAGCAAACUUCUUAGGCUCGGCAGCAUUGAGAUCGAGGAUAAGAG
This is a messenger RNA of Rana temporaria (common frog), 5036 nucleotides long. RefSeq names its product chloride voltage-gated channel 6 (gene CLCN6). Gene Ontology annotation, cellular component: lysosomal membrane; intracellular membrane-bounded organelle. NCBI's taxonomy places the organism in Eukaryota, Metazoa, Chordata, Amphibia, Anura, Ranidae. The record is from RefSeq and is a predicted model, not a curated record. Gene Ontology annotation, biological process: chloride transport; transmembrane transport. Gene Ontology annotation, molecular function: voltage-gated chloride channel activity. The transcript is spliced from 23 exons. The coding region runs from base 82 to 2682 and encodes 866 amino acids.